GCUAGAUCCUUCAGGGCGGCACCAUGCCAUUUGCCCAUAUGUCUGUCUGCCUACCUGCCCGCUGGUACAUACCCGUUCAAGUUAGACGAGGAACGAGAGGAGCCUUGUCCUGAUACCAUGCCUCUACUCCCUGGUACUUACUGUCAUAUUGGCCCCCUGCAGCCCUCGAGCUGCAUACAUAUGUAUGCACCAAUACUACUACGUGCUUGCCUAGCUAUGUACGAACCAUCCCUCGAAAGCACAGCAACAGUAUCGAACAGCGAGUUCUGGACCGGGAGGUAGAGAGGGAGAGAAGUCGUGAUUGGACCCGGGAUAUACACACCGGGAAGGCCAGUCCUUCUUGUCGACCUCACCUGCUUUUUACCCCCCUCACCCGGUAUAUCCUCUGCCUGCUUCUCUUACCAGCUAGAUUUAAAAGGUGCACCCGGUUUCGACGCUCCCUAGGAUCGGAUGAUAAAUACUUGCUCUCCUGCUGGGCUGGUUGCUUGCCUCAUCCUAUAAUUGCAUUCCCUUUGGCCCUCUUCUGAGUUCGUCUGGUAUCGAAGGGCUACGUCAGGGUGGACUUGCAGCUGGCCAGCGCUAUUCGUAUCUCCCAUCCACGCCGGAGUCCUAAUACUUCAGGGCUACGCGAAACCUGGCGCGAUGGAACAACAUCAGGCAGGCAGUCCUUCCGUCCAGUCGACGGCUUUACCCACACCCGUCCGACCAGGGACCCCCAAUACGGACGGGACUCCUCAGGACGACAGGGUAGAGUCCCGGGCUUCGCGAAGCGCCGGCCCCGUGAACCCUUUCACGUCACCGUCCGUCUCACGCCCAAAUUCUAGCUACGAUAGCACCGAUGCCCUUGGGCAGGCGCCCGGUCCGCGUUAUUUUCACUCGCGAAGAGUGAAGAAGGGAGAGGUAGAGAAGCCCUGGCUGGAGAAGAAGGACCCCAAGGAGAAGUGGGUUACCAUCAUCCCGAUCCUCGGUAUCCUCGUAGGCCUGGGCAUCUCUGGGUUCUUGGUAUGGGAUGGCAUACGCAGCGUGAUCAAGCAUGAUUACUGCUUAGUUCUCGAGGACAAUUUCGCCACUUUCAACGCGGAUGUGUGGACCAAGGAAGUCCAGGUCGGCGGAUUCGGAAACGGGGAAUUCGUGCAGACCACCGGCAAUGAUGAGAACGUCUUUGUCCAGGACGGCCGCCUCAUCAUCAGACCCACUCUUCAGGAUGCAAACCUGAUUGAAAAUGAUGCGUUGAUCAAUCUCCUCGAGGACGGAACCUGUACCUCAACGCAGCCGUCUGACUGCAUAGCUGCGACUAACACGACCGUUGGCAACGCGACCAUUGUGCCCCCGACUAAGUCUGGUCGCAUUCACACGAAGAAAGGUGCGAGUAUCAAAUAUGGUCGCGUCGAAGUUACCGCCAAAUUGCCCGAGGGAGAUUGGAUCUGGCCGGCCAUCUGGAUGAUGCCCGUCAGGGAUACCUACGGGGCGUGGCCGGCAAGCGGCGAGAUAGACAUCAUGGAGAGCCGAGGAAACAACUGGACGUACGGUCAGGGUGGCAACAAUAUUGUAUCGUCGGCCCUUCACUGGGGACCAGAUCCCGCCAACGACGCCUGGUGGAGGACCAAUGUCAAGCGCGAAGCGUUGCACACUACCUACUCGGCCGGAUUCAACACCUUCGGCCUCGAGUGGUCCCAGAAGUACCUCUUCACCUACGUAAACUCUCGCCUGCUGCAGGUUCUCUACACUAACUUUGACGAACCCCUCUGGAAGCGCGGGAACUUCCCCGAGGCCAGCAGCAACGGUACCCGUCUCGCGGACACUUGGACGGGGACGGGCCGCUUGAGCACCCCUUUCGACCAGGAGUUCUACUUAAUCAUAAACGUCGCUAUCGGCGGUACCAACGGAUGGUUUGAGGACUCGAAGAGCGGGAAGCCCUGGAUUAACGGUAGUCCUAACGCCAAGAAGGACUUUUGGAAUGCGCGAGAUAGUUGGCUUCCUACCUGGACGAGCCCGGCUAUGGAGGUUAGCAAAGUAAUAAUGUGGCAGCAAUGCGACGGCGACGAGGAACUAUAGAGGCCCCGGAAGUUCUCUUGGUGGGGUGGGCACACAGGCGUUUUUUCUCUUUUUACUUUGACGUGCUGGGCUGUUUCAGCACAUGUGGCAUAGGCAGGGCAAAUAUUGGCUACUCGGAUAUCAUAGAGAGAAAGGGUGUCACGUAAUUCAUCGGGAGGGGCGAUCGCUUCAGAACAACACGAAGACAGGGAGGAAACGAGAUACACUAUUACACUAUUCUAAUGGCGGGCAACUAGAAGCGGGACGGCCUCCCCACCCAUAGCACCCUUGCGAACAGGGCCUGAGAUAAUGGAGACACUGGUACACUCUUAAGCGAGAGCAAAUCACUUAUGAUGCGACGACUGAGGUUGGAUUUCCUCCCGAGUUGGCGGGGAGAAUGCGGCUCGAAGGGUGA
Durotheca rogersii is the source of this 2449-nucleotide messenger RNA. RefSeq names its product glycoside hydrolase family 16 protein. Gene Ontology annotation, molecular function: hydrolase activity, hydrolyzing O-glycosyl compounds. Bases 643 to 2055 code for a protein of 470 amino acids. NCBI's taxonomy places the organism in Eukaryota, Fungi, Ascomycota, Sordariomycetes, Xylariales, Xylariaceae. The record is from RefSeq and is a predicted model, not a curated record. Gene Ontology annotation, biological process: carbohydrate metabolic process. The transcript has 2 exons.